Messenger RNA from Notothenia coriiceps (black rockcod), 1628 nucleotides. RefSeq names its product collagen alpha-3(V) chain-like. Bases 1 to 618 code for a protein of 205 amino acids. Lineage: Eukaryota; Metazoa; Chordata; Actinopteri; Perciformes; Nototheniidae. Gene Ontology annotation, molecular function: extracellular matrix structural constituent. The record is from RefSeq and is a predicted model, not a curated record. The transcript is spliced from 5 exons.
AUGAACACUUUUCUGACCUGUCUGCCCUACUGUCGAUUUUUCUCCGUCGCUCCAGGUGACUACUGGAUAGAUCCAAACCAGGGUUGCCAUAGAGACUCAUUCAAGGUGUUUUGUAACUUCACCGCAGAGGGAGAUACGUGUCUUUACCCUGCUAAGAAGUUCCAGUCGGUAAAAUUAGCAGCCUGGAAAGGAGAAAAGUCUAACACCUGGUACAGUAAAUUCAGGAAAGGAAAGCAGAUUUCCUACUCGGGGGCGGACGAGGUCCCGGUCCACGUGGUCCAGCUGACCUUCCUGCAGCUGCUGAGCGCCACGGCCAAGCAAACGUUCACCUACCACUGCCUGAACUCGGCCGCCUGGCUGCACGCCGCCUCCUUCAGCCACCAACACGCACUGCGCUUCAGAGGCGCCGACGGGGAGGAGCUGACGCACGAGAACACACAUUACAUCAGCGCGCUGUACGACGGGUGUCAGACGCGCUCGGGGCAGGAGAGGACGUUGUUUGAAUUUGACGCUCCACUGUCCACCACGCUCCCAAUCAUCGACGUGGCCGUGCCAGAUUUUGGGAAGGGGAACCAGAAAUUCGGUUUCCAAGUCGGGCCGGUCUGCUACAACGGUUAACAAGCCGGAGGAGAUUACAACAGGAGUAAUUUAAUAGUGAAAAGAGCCAUGGACACUUUUUACAUGCAGGGAGAAAACUACAUUCAAGACUUACCUGGUGCCACAUAUUUAUAAGUAGAUUUACCUACAACAGUGUUCCUUCGUGUAAACAUUCUGUCAUACGGACAUUUAUUCACUCUCCUUAAUUCAUCUUAUUCAUCUCAUGCAUUCUCACAACUGACUUGCAUAUCUUGUUUUCGAGAGCAGUGAAGCGUAAAUGUAUUGAAUGUCAAUCACAUCCGAAGUUACACACAUUUCAUUUGUCUGUCCUUCCUCUUUCAAGAAGUGGUGCUCUUACUGUUUUAUCCUUGUCUGUUUAUACGUUUAUUGAUCUAUGCACUCAUUCCAAUCCAUAAAAGAUCUUUCACCAAACUUUAUUAUUACUGAAUUAUCCUGAAAAAUACAAAAACACCACAUUUCAGCAACAUUCACCCACCAUGUUUUUCUGUUAUAUCAUCAAACCUCAAUUUGCUGUGUUGUUUUUGUUUGUUGUUGUACUUUUGUUGUUAUGAUUUUCUGUUAUCAGAUGUAUACUGGAGUGUUAUUCAUCACGGUGCUAUCAUGUGGCUCCUUGUGGAGUACAUUUAUUUGUAAAGGGGAAGUGGGGCAGUGCAUUUUUUUUAUAUUGUGAAGUGUGUUUUAUAUUUUUUCAACACCUAAAAACAAACUGUGGCACAUUAUUGCCUCAAGGUCUUUCUAUGCAUAGUUGUAUGGGGGAAAUGACGGAGUAACAUAUUUUAAUAAAAGUACAAAAUGUACAUUUAAAUUAAGAUAUUGAGAUUUAGAUUUGUUGAAUAGGUUAGUUAAGUAGAGGAAAGCAAAGAAACACAUCAACUGCUCUACAGCUUGAAAUUCCCUUCAGUGUCUCUUUUAUGUCUGCACUUUGAUCUGUUUUUCAUAAUAUUCACCCUGCACUUCUCUUUCCAGCGAUACAGGGGGGCUGAUGACUGCAUCAGUACAAUUUCAAUUAA